ACUCUAUAUUUAUAUACCGACCCUUCCCCCUCUCUUUUCUCUUAUUAACUAACCCAUCAUCUCUCCCUACUAUCUAACCCCCCAAUCAUUGAAGCUCCAAAAAGGAAGGGCCAAUGGGAGCCUCCUCUUUGUCCUCCCCUUCUGCCCCCUCUUUCUUCUUUUAUUUCACGCCUCACUCGUUACUCUCCCUGCCGUUCUGCUUGUCUUUUUUACUAUGCCUCCUGCAGCCGUCCUCCCGUUCGGCAUUCGCCGAUCAGGAGGCCGACCGCAUCGCCCUCCUGCCGGGCCAGCCGGCCGUGAACUUCUCCCAAUAUUCGGGGUACGUCACCGUGAACCGGCAGGCCGGCCGGGCACUGUUCUAUUGGUUCCAAGAGGCCCCCGCUGGGCGCGCGGCCGCGGCGCCGCUCGUUCUCUGGCUCAACGGCGGCCCCGGGUGCUCUUCGGUUGGCUACGGGGCGUCGGAAGAGCUCGGCGCCUUCCGCAUCAGGCCCGACGGAAAGACUCUCUUCUUGAACAAGUACGCUUGGAACAAAGUGGCUAAUGUGCUCUUCUUGGAGUCGCCGGCGGGGGUCGGAUUCUCGUACUCGAACAGGACUUCGGAUUUGUAUACUGCUGGAGACAAUAGAACAGCAUGGGAUGCAUAUACUUUUCUAGUGAAUUGGUUUGAGAGGUUUCCUCAGUAUAAAUACCGCGAUUUCUACAUCACUGGAGAGAGCUAUGCUGGGCACUAUGUUCCUCAGCUAUCACAGAUUGUGUAUCAGCAAAAUAAAGGCGUUGAGAAGCCCAUUAUUAAUCUCAAAGGUUUCUUGGUCGGGAACGGCGUGACCGACGACUAUCACGACUACGUUGGCACGUUCGAGUACUGGUGGACGCACGGGCUGAUCUCCGACGAGACUUAUCAUAAUCUGCAGGUGGUCUGCGACUUUGAUUCAUCGGAGCACCCUUCAGAAGCAUGCGUCAAUUGGCUUAACAUUGCCUAUGUAGAGCAAGGCAACAUUGAUGCUUACAGCAUCUACACCCGACCUUGCAAUGAUACCACCACUCUCAAGCGCAAUUUAAGGGGCCGCUAUUCCAGAAUUCUGCUACAGCAAAAGCGUCAAUUUGUUUGUUCAAAGCAAAGCCGGGCUUCUGAAAGUCACCACCUUAUCAAGUAUAUAACCAACAGCCAGCCUUGGAUGACCAGAGGUUAUGAUCCCUGCACUGAAAAAUACUCCAGAAUGUACUACAACCAUCCGGAUGUUCAGAAAGCUCUCCAUGCAAAUCUCACUGGGAUACCUUACCGUUGGGACACCUGCAGCGACAUUGUCGGUACGUACUGGGCGGAUUCGCCAAGAUCAAUGCUUCCUAUCUACCGAGAACUUAUUGCAGCUGGACUGAGGGUAUGGGUUUUCAGUGGAGACACAGAUUCAGUAGUCCCUCUAACAGCUACCAGAUACUCACUUGAUGCUCUGAAUCUUUCAACUCUCAUCAGCUGGUAUCCUUGGUAUGACAAUGAAAAUGUGGGUGGAUGGAGCCAAGUCUACAAAGGGCUCACAUAUGUGACAGUCCUAGGAGCAGGGCAUGAAGUUCCCCUCCACCGACCGCGGCAAGCCCUAAUUCUGUUCAUGCAUUUCUUGCACAAUAAUCCCAUGCCUUCUCUCAAUCAAUCAGCUAUAUAACAACACACUAUAUCAUCCAAGGAAACAGAGCAACAAAAAAAUGAAAACCAAAAAAAAAAAAAAAAAAUUUAGAGGAGGUGAAAUGAAAAUUUGUAAUUUGUGCAUUGAGCCAUGCAACAAGUAAAUUGCUAGGCACAAUUAUUAGUGGACUGCCAUUAUUUCUGAAAGAAGCCUGUGAAAGGCUAAAACAGUGUUAAUAAAAUGCAGGUUGCAGAUUAAAUGCUGCUGAUUGUAUUUUUAUUGUAAAUGUGACAUAUUGUUUGAUACGCUUCAGUAUGCUAGAUUAGAAUAAA
This is a messenger RNA of Ananas comosus (pineapple), 1951 nucleotides long. Its product is annotated as serine carboxypeptidase II-1-like. The transcript has 10 exons. The record is from RefSeq and is a predicted model, not a curated record. Gene Ontology annotation, molecular function: serine-type carboxypeptidase activity. Gene Ontology annotation, cellular component: vacuole. Lineage: Eukaryota; Viridiplantae; Streptophyta; Magnoliopsida; Poales; Bromeliaceae. The coding region runs from base 114 to 1658 and encodes 514 amino acids. Gene Ontology annotation, biological process: proteolysis.